GUCUUUUCUGAGUAAAUGGUCUCGGUUUUGGCAGGUCGGAUAUACGUCUGAACGUGAAACGACCGUUGCCUUCUGAUAAUGGCGGAUCAGUAGUAGCAGUUGUGCUGCUGGCAUUAGUGUAUGCUGCUGGCUUUGUUGGUGGCGGUGGUGGUGGUGCGGCAUUCCAACGCGACAGCACAGGAUUAUUUGAUUUCGGUGCAGGUGGACGGAUGGGAGAUGACGAUACUGCUGGUGAUCCUCCUGGUGGAGGUGGAGGUGGAGGAGGUGGAGGAGGUGGUGCUCCUGCUGAAAAAGAUGAAGGUGCUGGAGGUGGUGGCGGAUGUGGUGCUGGAGCACCGGGCGAGGUCGACGAUGCGGUCGAAGAUGAGCGUUUUCUACCUGGGGGUAAAGGCGGUGGAACUGCUAAAUUGGCAGCGGAUCGCACUGGGCUUGGCACUUGCGGGACAUUACGCGAAGGACUUGCACGUCCAGGUGGAGGUGGAACAUAUCUGCUGGGUGUGCUUGGCGGUGGUGGAACAGCACGUGGUGGUGUGGGAGGAACAGCUCUUUGUGGAGAGCUGCUCGAUCUUGUUCUUCCUCCUGGUAAACUUGGUGGUGCAAGCGAAGGUCGUGGUGGUGAUGGAGCUGCUGCUCCAGGCGGUGGCGGAGGUGGCGGCGGCGGCGGUGGUGGUGGUGCUCCUGCUCCUGCUCCUCCUGCUGGAGGUGGGGGUGGAGGAGGAGGAGGUGGUGGUGGUGGCGCUCCACCACUUGGAGGAGCUGGCGAACUACGACCAGGAAUAGGCGGAGGAGCUUUGAACGAUCGAGGAAGGGGGUUUUGCGCAGAGUUGGCAUUCCGUUAGCGAAAAGACCACCUAGUUGUGGACCUCCUCCCAAACUCGGUGCUGAAGUCGAUGCGGCCGAUGCAACAUUACUACUGCCACCGCCCGUGCCGGCUCCCAUGCCUGGCAUGGGUGGUCGAGC
Zychaea mexicana is the source of this 960-nucleotide messenger RNA. RefSeq lists its product as uncharacterized. Lineage: Eukaryota; Fungi; Mucoromycota; Mucoromycetes; Mucorales; Lichtheimiaceae. The transcript has 2 exons. The record is from RefSeq and is a predicted model, not a curated record. The coding region runs from base 121 to 780 and encodes 219 amino acids.